CUAACCAAGGAGGAGGUACUUGUGGCCACACCUAGGAGCAGGGGCAAAAGGCCCCGCUUGGUCAGGGCUACGGACCAGACUUGGCCUCUGCCUACAGUGGCCCCCACUCCUCCAGCCUCACCCAGCAUCAUGAGCGGCAGAGUCGGAGACCUGAGCCCCAAGCAGGCAGAGACCCUGGCCAAGUUCAGAGAAAAUGUCCAAGACGUGUUGCCUGCGCUGCCCAACCCAGAUGACUAUUUCCUUCUGCGCUGGCUCCGAGCUCGGAACUUUGACCUGCAGAAAUCAGAGGCCAUGCUCCGCAAGUACAUGGAGUUCCGGAAGACCAUGGACAUCGACCACAUCCUUGAUUGGCAGCCCCCUGAGGUGAUCCAGAAGUACAUGCCUGGGGGACUGUGCGGCUAUGACCGUGACGGCUGCCCUGUGUGGUAUGACAUCAUCGGGCCACUUGACCCCAAGGGCCUGCUCUUCUCGGUCACCAAGCAGGACCUGCUCAAGACCAAGAUGAGGGACUGUGAGCGCAUCUUGCAUGAAUGUGACCUGCAGACAGAGCGGCUGGGGAGGAAAAUUGAGACCAUCGUGAUGAUAUUUGACUGUGAAGGCCUGGGACUAAAGCACUUCUGGAAACCUCUGGUAGAAGUGUACCAGGAGUUCUUUGGCCUCCUUGAAGAGAACUACCCAGAGACCCUGAAGUUUAUGCUCAUUGUGAAAGCCACCAAAUUGUUCCCUGUGGGAUACAACCUCAUGAAGCCCUUCUUGAGUGAGGAUACUCGCAGAAAAAUUAUAGUGUUGGGAAACAACUGGAAAGAAGGUUUGCUAAAACUCAUCAGUCCUGAGGAACUGCCUGCCCAGUUUGGGGGGACCCUGACUGACCCAGAUGGGAACCCCAAAUGUUUAACUAAGAUCAACUAUGGUGGGGAGAUCCCCAAGUCCAUGUACGUGCGGGACCAAGUGAAGACUCAGUAUGAGCACUCGGUGCAGAUCAGCCGUGGCUCGUCGCACCAGGUGGAGUAUGAGAUCCUGUUCCCAGGCUGUGUCCUCAGGUGGCAGUUCUCAUCUGAUGGUGCAGAUAUUGGCUUUGGGGUUUUCCUGAAGACCAAGAUGGGGGAACGGCAGCGGGCUGGGGAGAUGACAGAGGUGCUGCCUAGCCAGCGCUACAAUGCCCACAUGGUACCAGAGGAUGGAAGCCUCACCUGCACAGAAGCUGGAGUCUACGUCCUGCGUUUCGACAACACCUAUAGCUUUGUCCAUGCCAAGAAGGUCAGCUUCACAGUGGAGGUGCUACUCCCGGAUGAGGGCAUGCAGAAAUAUGACGAAGAACUUACCCCUGUCUAGGCAGCUCCCUCACUUUCCAGAGACCCCUGACCUCUGCUUUCCCUAUAUAUAUCCUGAUCUCCCUCCAGAAAUUACUCACUAGUUCUCUUCACUCUGUGACACUAGUGAGUAAACGGUUGCCUUGGGGAAGACUCAUAUGUUGUGGUAAGAUUAGGAAAGGUAUGAAAGGAGUGGCCUUGGAGGAUGCCAAGAUUGCAGAAAAGGAAGAAGCCAAAGGUAAAAGCAAGAGGUAGAUGUCCCUGAAACCCAAAAACUAGGAGGAUGAAUCUCCUAGUCUUUGUCUUCACUUCUCCUAAGGCAUUUAUGUGUUGCUUGAAUUCCUUCCCUAUGAGUUGUAAGCAUCUUGGCUUGGAGAUGUAUCUACAUUCUUUUUUUCUUCUCCACCUUACAUAGUAUCUGCUCAGUGUAUACUUGCAAGGUUGAAUGGAGGUAAGGUGCAAGUGAUUCAUGGGUGUGCAAGACAAGAAGGCGUCUACCAGGGCAUAUUUCAGCACCUUGGACAGGGAAAGGGCCCUGGAGGUGAUGGACUCUCCUGGAAACCCAGGUGAUCCAGCCCCCACAUUUCUGGCAGUGGCUGCCCCUUUGGGUAGGUAGGAACUGCCUACAGAAGGUUUUGUCUGACUCAGGGCACACAGCUUUCCCAACCCAUCACUCCUACCCUCACCACCUUCCCCAGGAACUCACAACUUAUGUUUUAAGCAAUUAAAAGCACUUUCCUAGAAACAAAGGAUGUCACAUCUGGCUUGAGCUGCUGCCUGGCAAUAAUAAAAAAUCAUAGCUAUCA
This is a messenger RNA of Sus scrofa (pig), 2116 nucleotides long. Its product is annotated as SEC14-like protein 3. Gene Ontology annotation, cellular component: cytoplasm. NCBI's taxonomy places the organism in Eukaryota, Metazoa, Chordata, Mammalia, Artiodactyla, Suidae. The record is from RefSeq and is a predicted model, not a curated record.